Rattus norvegicus (Norway rat) is the source of this 2049-nucleotide messenger RNA. It is a transcript of the gene Irf1, whose product is annotated as interferon regulatory factor 1. Lineage: Eukaryota; Metazoa; Chordata; Mammalia; Rodentia; Muridae. Gene Ontology annotation, molecular function: DNA-binding transcription factor activity; transcription cis-regulatory region binding; sequence-specific DNA binding. Gene Ontology annotation, cellular component: cytoplasm; nucleus. Bases 195 to 1181 code for a protein of 328 amino acids. The transcript has 9 exons. The record is from RefSeq and is marked validated. Gene Ontology annotation, biological process: regulation of DNA-templated transcription; regulation of transcription by RNA polymerase II.
UUCGUCGAGGUAGGACGAGCUCUCACUGUCUGAGCCAAACCGAACCGGGCCGAGCUGAGCCGAGGUCAGCGGUGGCCAGAGGAACCCAGCAUCUCGGGCAUCAUUCGCUCCGUGCACGCAUCGUGUACCUACACCGCAACUCCGUGCCUCAUUCCCGGGUACCCUCUGUGACUCGCUCCUGCAGCAAAGCCACCAUGCCUAUCACUCGGAUGCGAAUGAGACCCUGGCUAGAGAUGCAGAUUAAUUCCAACCAAAUUCCAGGGCUGAGCUGGAUCAAUAAAGAAGAGAUGAUCUUCCAGAUCCCAUGGAAGCAUGCUGCCAAGCACGGUUGGGACAUCAACAAGGAUGCCUGUCUGUUCCGGAGCUGGGCCAUUCACACAGGCCGAUACAAAGCAGGGGAAAAAGAGCCAGAUCCCAAGACUUGGAAGGCAAACUUCCGGUGUGCCAUGAACUCCCUACCAGACAUCGAGGAAGUGAAGGACCAGAGCAGGAACAAGGGCAGCUCUGCUGUACGCGUGUACCGGAUGCUGCCACCCCUCACCAAGAACCAGAGGAAAGAGAGAAAGUCCAAGUCCAGCCGUGACACUAAGAGCAAAACCAAGAGGAAGCUGUGCGGAGAUUCUAGCCCUGACACCUUAUCUGACGGACUGAGCAGCUCUACUCUGCCUGAUGACCACAGCAGUUACACAGCUCAGGGAUACCUGGGUCAGGACUUGGACAUGGACAGGGACAUUACCCCAGCUCUGUCACCGUGCGUCGUCAGCAGCAGUCUCUCUGAGUGGCAUAUGCAGAUGGACAUCAUGCCAGACAGCACCACUGAUCUGUACAACUUGCAGGUGUCGCCCAUGCCCUCCACCUCUGAAGCUGCAACAGAUGAGGAUGAGGAAGGGAAGUUACCUGAGGACAUCAUGAAGCUCUUUGAACAGUCUGAGUGGCAGCCGACGCACGUGGAUGGCAAGGGAUACUUGCUCAAUGAACCAGGAGCCCAACUCUCUACUGUCUAUGGAGACUUCAGCUGCAAGGAGGAACCAGAGAUCGACAGCCCUGGAGGGGACAUCGAGAUAGGCAUACAGCGUGUCUUCACAGAGAUGAAGAAUAUGGACCCCGUCAUGUGGAUGGACACCCUGCUGGGCAACUCUACCAGGCCGCCCUCCAUUCAGGCUAUUCCUUGUGCACCAUAAUUUGGGUCCCUGACCCGUUCUUGCCCUCCUGAGUGAGCUAGGUCCAGCAUCAUGGUGGCUGUGAUACAACAUAAAGCUAAACUUCCGUGGACCCCUUGAUGUGGCAAAACAUAAUCCCAUUGCCAAGCAGGGAAGGGACCAAACCAUCCUCCUUGGGUCAGUGGACUGACUCUUCAGAGCUUAGGAGGCAGGGUCUAAGUUUUUCAAGCUGGUCCUGACUCCUAGGAAGAUGGAUUGGCGUUCUGAGGUUAGUGUGAGGCAGAGGACCUGGACGGAAGUUACCUUCUAGCUCUUUGAAAGCUUCAUUGCUUAGAGAGGGUCUCACCACUGGGCUGGCCCUGGGGGAAUAGACCAGCGCCCACAGAAGAGCAUUGCACUGGCCUUAGGGCUGGCUCCACACUGGGAGACAAUUGCACUAAGUCCUAUUCCCAAAGAACUGCUGCCCUUCCCAACCGAGCCCUGGGAUGGUUCUAGAGCCAGUGAAAUGUGAAGGAAAAAAUGGGGUCCUGUGAGGGUUGUCUCCCUUAGCCUCAGAGGGAUUCUGCCUCACUCCCUGCUCCAGCUGUGGGGCUCAGGAAAAAAAAAUGGCACUUUCUCUGUGGACUUUGCCACAUUUCUGAUCAGAAGUGUACACUAACAUUUCUCCCCAAGUCUUGGCCUUUGCAUUUAUUUAUAUAGUGCCUUGCCCUGUGCCUGCUGUCUCUCCUCAGGCCUCAGCAGUCCUCAGCAGGCCCAGGGAGGGGGUUGUGAGCGCCUUGGCGUGACUCUGAACAUUGGAAACGCCACCUAACUACUAAGUUGUGUCUGAUCUCGUGUGGAUCUGUGUAAAUAUGUAUAUUCAUCUUUUUAUAAAAACCUAAGUUGUUUA